UAAUGAGUAUCUUCUGAUGUUAUUGCAAUAAUAUACUUCCUGCUACGUUCCUGACAGCUCGAUAAUUAGUAAAGCCAUUUUCGGUGAUCAUAGCGAACGUUUAGCUUCAGAAUUGAUGACCUGGAGGCAAACUGAAGAGUACAAGAAGUUCUGGAUCGAUAUGAAAAACAAAAAAACUCGACUUGAUGUUCAGGAGGGAUGCGCUCAAUACGUAUCUAAUAGUGCAGAAGACGCGUUAGGAGCACUUACCUCCACGUCAAGAACUGAACCAAGCAGUAGUAAUUCUACUUUUCCAUCCUCACUGUCACUCGUCAAUCCAGUACCAAGCACCAAUACCGACAAUAGAUCGAUACCACUAUCGCCUAUUAAUUCCCCUGUCCUUGCUCCGUGGCUUUUUAAGGGGGUAGAUAUUGCUCUUUCAUUUACAAAAUUCAAGCAGGCCGUGUCACCUUGGCUGUGGUUUCGCUAGAUAGUAGAUAGGGACAGUGGGAAUCUCGUUAAUCCAUUCAUGGGCGUCACUAAUUAGAUGACGAGGUAUUUGGCUACCUUAAGAGAGUCAAAUAUCUAACGAUCAUUUGUUUCUCAUCGAAUCAUCCAUCCAUGAGCUUCUGAGUCUGUCGAAUAUCCUCCUCUUGGCAUCGGAGCAACACA
This is a messenger RNA of Mucor mucedo, 651 nucleotides long. RefSeq lists its product as uncharacterized. NCBI's taxonomy places the organism in Eukaryota, Fungi, Mucoromycota, Mucoromycetes, Mucorales, Mucoraceae. The record is from RefSeq and is a predicted model, not a curated record. The coding region runs from base 116 to 469 and encodes 117 amino acids. The transcript has a single exon.